Messenger RNA from Brettanomyces nanus, 2274 nucleotides. RefSeq lists its product as uncharacterized. Gene Ontology annotation, molecular function: RNA binding; DNA binding. The record is from RefSeq and is a predicted model, not a curated record. The coding region runs from base 1 to 2274 and encodes 757 amino acids. Gene Ontology annotation, biological process: maturation of 5.8S rRNA; regulation of gene expression. NCBI's taxonomy places the organism in Eukaryota, Fungi, Ascomycota, Pichiomycetes, Pichiales, Pichiaceae. Gene Ontology annotation, cellular component: nucleolus; exosome (RNase complex). The transcript is spliced from 4 exons.
AUGGAUGCCGCCGGUCCUUUUAUAAACGUUUCUACUAAUGCUCCAAGUGCCCACUCUACGCCUUCAUUCAUACAGGCAUCAGACCAGCUUCAGCAAUAUCAAAUACAAGGACUUGAUACUGGCCAUAUGAAUACAAAUACUAUGGCAGCUGCGGCCGCAUCUGCUAUGAUGGGAAGGCCUGAAAGUAUCUCCCAUCAACAGGUGAUAGCCCUGCAACAGCUUCAGGCUUCAUACGGGAAUUUACAAAAUAAUAUUCACAAGCAACUUUACCAGAAACGCAAGUACACGACAAAGGAUUUGAGGCAGCAGCAGCUGUCUCAGCUGCCUCAGCAAUCAUCGGGUAACUAUAUAUCCCCUCGGUCUACUUCAGCGUCUUCCCCAAGGGCUUCUUCCUCUAUUCGUAAAUCGGCUUCUUCUCUGUCUACACCAGUGGAUGUUCCAUUAAUGAUGGCCGUGCCACCAGAGCAGGAACAACAAGAACAGCAGGUGAGGCAGAGGCAGUCAAUACGGCCACAGGAAAUCCAACAACCUCAGCCCGUUGGACCUCCUAAUAUACAGAUGGACCGGCCUAUUGAAUCGUCGCGAACUUCAGACAUGCCAUCAGAUCAUCAGGCACAACAGAAUAGCACUGUGGACGGGAUUGCCAAUGAUGCUAUCAAAAAGAAUAUCGCUAAUGUGGCCAUAAUCCGUCUCUUUGAACUCACAGAAAAACUCAGUGUAAAAGUGGGACCUGAUAGUGUGGACUAUUGGAGACGUGUCGUCAGUGAUUUCUUCAGUGAAUCUGGUUUUGCUUCUGUGGCUUUGAAGCAGGGUCAGGAUAUGCGUCGGUACAACUUUUCCUGUACUUUACUUCCCCUAAUAUUACAAGCCAUGGUGAGAGACUGCGCUACAGCUUUGGAGGUUUCGCAAAAUUUCAUUAAAGCUAGUGUUCUGGCAAACGGGUCGGCCCACUUAGAGUGCGCAAGGUUGGUACAGAGAUGGUGGUACCCUGAUGGUUCAUAUAAGACUAGAUAUGGUGGAUUAAAGGUUCAUUUUAACAGUCAUCUGAGAAUUGAGAAGUUCGACGUUUCUGUUCUGAAGUGCUCCUGGGGCAUUGAAAUGGGGCCUUUGGAAUCUUUUUUAAACUCGCAUCCUGGUGCCGAUGCCGGUGUCAUUAAGAAGCAUUUUAUGGCCUCUUUGGGUGAUAAUGGUUAUGGUUUUCAUGAAAGCAUCCUGCGUAUCAUGCAGAUCGGUGAUGUAAUGAACUUACCCAAGCCUGAUGAGAAGUCUCCGGUGCCGCCGCAAAAUCUGCUGAAUAUGCUACCUCAGCUGUACCCUCAAUCACAGCAAUCACAGCAAUCACAGCAAUCACAGCAACCCGUACAUCAAGUAGCGCAGUCCCUGCGUGGCUUUUUAAAUGCUAAAAACGUUGUUGGUCUGAGUGAUAAUACAGUUCCCUUGGGAUCAUUGGGCCCUCUGGAUGGGAUGAAUCCGAUGGCUGGUACAGCCCCUACAGAUCCUACUAUUCUUGCGGGCUCAAGUUCCCACCAACCUCCCCAGAAUACAGCUCGUUUCAAGCUGCAGCAGUUUCAGGUUCCAGGAAACUCUGGUAAAGGUCACAACGAUAGUCAAAAAAAGACCUCUCGCAUACCGACUCAGGCACAAUCUAAGACAAGAGCCCGCAAAAGAGCAAAAAAUAUCAGCACUACUAAGCAGUUAAGCAAGGAUAUGGAAAAUAUUGAGGAAGUUCAGAAGAUCAUCAAGUCUCUUGGUGAAGAGACGGUGGAUUUAAAUAGUGCACUAUAUGAUACUCUCAUAAAGAAGGAGUUGAACGAGCUUUUGUCCGAUCUCAGCGAUGAAUCUAAUAAGAUCACAUCGGAACUAGAUAAAUGCAAAUUACUAAACUCGUACGCCUAUGUGAUAGCGUCGCUGUAUUUUUCCUACCUUAAAGCUAGUGGUGUAAAUCAGCAUAAUGAUCAUCCAAUCAUGCAGGAGCUUGCUAGAGUUAAGGCAUAUACUAAGAGAGUGGCUUCAGCUGAGAAGAUGCAGACGGAGAGGGAAGAUACAAAGAAGGUGGAAAAAGAAGCUGCCCAAAAGUUUUUAGAGGCAGAGUUUGGUGGACAUUCAGGACCGGCAAUCUCCAGUGUGCAUUUUGAGGGAAAGCAUAGGAGAUUUGACGUUAAGACUAAUAUAGAGACAAUUUCCACGGAAGAAUCCAAGAAGAUACGCCAAGCCAUGAGCAAACCGAAGACGGGUCCUAAAAACGGUCAAAAAAGAGGGCAUGUGCAUAAAUAA